This is a messenger RNA of Psylliodes chrysocephalus, 1063 nucleotides long. NCBI's taxonomy places the organism in Eukaryota, Metazoa, Arthropoda, Insecta, Coleoptera, Chrysomelidae. The record is from the annotation of a GenBank genome assembly.
AAUAACUGACUACUGACAUAUUUAGCCGUCAUUUGUCAUUGUUUGUAAACAAACAAACCUCAUACAACCAUUACAGGAAAAAUAAAAUAAAAUCACUGAAUAUAAAUCUAAAACAAAAUGUCCAAAGCAAAAACCAGGAACAAGAGGAGCAAGUUUGCUGUUGGUGAUAAAGCAAAAGAAACAAUAGAAAACCUGACUGAAGAUAACCCGGUCUUGUUAAUGUUUAAAGAAUAUACACGAACUUUAGACGAAAAACAUGAUAGAUAUGAGAGAAUAGUGAAACUCGGUCGUGACAUAACAAUAGAGUCGAAGAGGAUAAUUUUUCUACUUCAUAGUACAAAUGCAGAUCUGGAAUCUAAGAGAAUGCAGGUAGUUGAGGAAGCAGAAAAACGAUUAAAAACUGUCAUAGAUACUAACCUUAAAGCGAUAGCUUUUGAACUCAAAGAUCAAGAUAGUUACCAGUAUCACAAAGCAUAUACUUGUGGGUUACAAGAAUUCAUUGAAGCAAGCACAUUUUGUAGCUAUGUUAAAGAAGAAUAUGUUAAGGAUUGGAACACAAUGAACAGUUUGUUACAGUAUAAAACUGAAGAAGGUGAAGAGUUUGCAUUGGUUUUUCCACAAGUGGAUUAUAUACUAGGCUUGGGUGAUUUUACUGGAGAACUUAUGAGAAGGUGUUUGAACACUUUAGGUGUUGGAAAUGUUGGAGAAUGCUUUAAAUUAUGUAACUUUGUGAGGCAUAUUAAUACAGGAUUUUUAGGUCUUAUGGCUCCAGGUUAUAAGGAAUUGUCAAGAAAAGCGUAUGUUCUAAGGCAGAGUUUGGAAAAAAUGGAAUUGGUUUGUUAUAACAUCCAAAUCAGAGGAAGUGAAAUUCCGAAGCACAUGCUUUUAAGUGUAAUUGAAUCUAGUGACCUUAAUGAGAAUGAUGAUGAGGGAUUUUACUAAGCAUGAAAGGUUAACAAGAAAGAAUAGAUUAAUAAUUUACAUUUAAUUUGUUUGAUGUUAUUUUUAAUCUUAAGAAUUUACAUUUAGUUUAUACUAAUAAAGGUUUCAUUUUUUAAAACAA